Prionailurus viverrinus (fishing cat) is the source of this 717-nucleotide messenger RNA. RefSeq names its product charged multivesicular body protein 3-like. The transcript has 3 exons. The record is from RefSeq and is a predicted model, not a curated record. Lineage: Eukaryota; Metazoa; Chordata; Mammalia; Carnivora; Felidae. Gene Ontology annotation, cellular component: ESCRT III complex; multivesicular body. Gene Ontology annotation, biological process: late endosome to vacuole transport; protein transport; endosome transport via multivesicular body sorting pathway. Bases 1 to 717 code for a protein of 238 amino acids.
AUGGCCAGAAGUGCACAAAAAGAGCGUGAGAAGCAUCCAGGAUUUCAGUGGCUCUGUCUUCCUGCGGGAAAUUUAGACGACAGGUUAUGGGGACGAACUACAGCCCUGUUGCUGCAGUUGAUGUCAGGACCACAAUUGGUGCUUCCGUUUCUCUCCACUGCCCAUUCUAAAUUCCCCUCAUACUCAGCUUUAACCUCUGCUGACCUUGAUGACUUAUCUGCUGGUAUAAUCCAAGCUCUUAUUCCUGAGGGGUCUGAACCCAUGCCUGCUGUGAGCAAGCUCUAUGCUUCCAAUGCUCACGUGAACUCCGUGCUCAUAGGGAUGAAGAACCAGCUGGUGGUUUUGCGAGUGGCUGGUUCCCUGCAAAAGAGCAAAGAAGUGAUGAAGGCCAUGCAGAGCCUUGUAAAGAUCCCAGAAAUCCAGGCCACCAUGAGGGAGCUAUCCAAAGAGAUGAUGAAGGCUGGCAUCAUAGAAGAAAUGUUAGAAGAUACUUUUGAAAGCAUGGAUGAUCAGGAAGAAAUGGAAGAAGCAGCAGAAAUGGAAAUUGACAAAAUUCUGUUUGAAAUCACAACAGGUGCCUUGGGCAAAGCACCUAGUAAAGUGACUGAUGCCUUUCCGGAGCCCAGACCUUCAGGAGCAAUGGCUGCAUCAGAAGAUGAGGAGGAAGAAGAGGCCCUGGAGGCCAUGCAGUCCCAUCUUGCCACACUCUGCAGCUAG